Molecule: messenger RNA, 1077 nt
Organism: Penicillium riverlandense
Lineage: Eukaryota; Fungi; Ascomycota; Eurotiomycetes; Eurotiales; Aspergillaceae
Exons: 1
Coding region: 1-1077 (358 amino acids)
Source: RefSeq, a predicted model, not a curated record
AUGGUGCUCCUGACCUCUUCAACCGUCUCGGCCAUCGUGUCGAUGGGGGUGGUAUGCAUGUUCAGCUUGGCCCUGUUCCUGGCCGGCUACACGCUACAACAGCAGUCUGUCAAGAACAUCCAGCAUGCCAUCCGCGUGGUACCCGACCAUGCGCCCGUGGCGGGGUUUAAGGGAGAUGGAUCUACAUUCCGAAAGCGCGGGUUAUCAGAUUCAUCAGCAUUAGCGGGCGACCCGGGCGUCCUACAAGAUAGAGAUAGGAACUCGCAAGAUCCUCAUCCCAGUCCCUCGCCGGGCAACUACGCCUACCUCCAACUCCUCUCUGACCCCGACCCAUCAAAUAUCUGCUCCGCCGUCCUCUUCUUCAAGCAACUCGCGACCAAUAACACCGCCAUCCAAGACCGCCUGUUCAUGUACCCAGAAGAAUGGGACCGGACGGCCACAAAGAAUAAACUCAGCAGAACCGCCGCCGCCGCGAUAUCCGUUCUUCGCGCCGCAAGCCUGAAAUAUGAUAUCUGGCUCCUCCCAAUCGACAUGACAGCCGCCACGAAGGAGGGAUUCACGCCUACAGACUCGAAGCUGCUCCGGCUGGGCCAGAACCAGUUCAUGCAGUAUGACAGCGUGCUGUAUGUGCAUACGCCAGGUCUGCUUCUCGACAGCUCAAAGUUAGAUGACGUCCUUCUGUCCCGGCCAUUACCACUUCGACAUGAUAGGAACCGGAAGGAGUCGUAUAAUAACGAAGCUUGGAUCCCUGCGCCGCUGCGUCCAGCCCGCGAUCCGGACAUACCACCUGUCUACCUGAUCGCGGUGAACAAUGUUGGUGGUGGGAAGAUCGAGACGCGCACGCAUAUACCGAACAUGGCGUUGUCGGGCUUCAACCGUCUGGUUACUGGGCCGUGGGGCGUCAAGGGCAAGGACACAGAGCCGCAGGAGGAGGAGCCGGGCUACGUCUACUUUGAAAGUGAUGCCGAUGGUCGGGUUAAGUGGGCUGGGAAUCCGCUGUUUGGCACUUGGCGCGCGCAACAGGCUGAGGUUUGUGAUGGGUUGGACCUGGACUCGGCCUGGCAUGAUGAGCAAUGA